CCAAAGAACCAUUUCAAGCGCUCACUACGUGAUACGAAUGGAGAAAUUAUCUGGCCAGCACCAAAGAAUAAGAUUAAGGCAGCAAGGAAAUUCAUUCAAGAGUGUGUUUCAGCCAAGCAACGGACCCUUAUCGUUCCUGAUAGAGACGUCGACGGGCUCACCUCCGGAGCUAUUUUGGAGCGGACUUUGGUACUCCUUGGCCUUGACAAGGAUCUAAUAUCAGUCCACACUAUCCGAAAAGGCGGUCGUCUUGACGAUGACGUGUCUCGAAAGGCCAUGGCCGAUUACAAGCCUGCUUUCAUCUUCGUCCUGGACCAUGGCUCACAGCAAUCUCCUCCUCUUAUCGAUGCCCCCCAUAGAGCAAUAGUCAUCGACCACCACUACGCGGAGGAGAAUGAACAUCCUCAGGAUGCCCUUCUUGUUACGGCCGACAACAGUCCUCCCGUCGCGACUAGCUCACUGCUGACGUAUCUCAUCUGCCUUGACCUGCACGAAGAAGUAAAAGAGAUAUGCGAUUGGCUCUGUGUCUUGGGCACACUUGGAGAGUUGGGCAACAUGGUCAAGUGGGAGCCGCCCUUUCCAAACAUGAAGCCGACGAUCGAGAUGCAUAAAACGGGCAUAAUCUAUCAAGCAAUCUCGCUCAUCCAUGCUCCCCGCCGGACCGCAGCUUGCGAUGUCACGAUUGCAUGGAAGGCCCUGAGGGCUGCCUCCUCCCCGAAAGAGCUCACUAAGGACAAAAAUCUAGUCGCAGCCAGGCGCGAAAUACAUGAAGAAUUUAUGCGAUGCAACAAAAGUGCUGCGCCUAGAUUCUCUGCUGACGGGAGAGUAGUCGUCAUUUACCUCAGCUCGGAAGCGCAGGUUCAUCCCCUCAUAGCCUCGCGGUGGGCUAGUUAUCUAUAUACCGACCUGGUGGAAGUCGUCUUGGUCGCCAACGAAGGAUACUCACCCGGCAUGGUCAGCUUUUCCUGUCGCGUUGCCAAAUGCGCCAAGGGCAUGUUCCCGCCAGUCGACACCAUUAAGUUUCUUCGUGAAACCGCUGACCGUGCGGCCGAUCCGACACUCCGAGAUCGAUUGGGAGAGUCCUUUGCUCGCGGACAUAAGGUGGCUAGUGGAGGAAAAGUGCCAAAGGCCGAGUUUGAAGAGCUCAUGGAAGUGUUG
This is a messenger RNA of Fusarium vanettenii 77-13-4, 1158 nucleotides long. RefSeq lists its product as uncharacterized. The transcript has 2 exons. The annotation marks the transcript as partial. Lineage: Eukaryota; Fungi; Ascomycota; Sordariomycetes; Hypocreales; Nectriaceae. The record is from RefSeq and is a predicted model, not a curated record.